UCCUCGUGCAUGGAUUAACCAGUCACUCCGCUUUUGUCUCGCCAUUGGUUCUUGCCGUUCAAUAGUCGUCUCUGAUACGCUAUUGGAGCUGUCACUCAAAUUCUGGCGCACUGACUGGAUGCGUGCAUGCGCGGUUGUAAAGGAAUACAAAGUUCUGUUGCUGAAAAGAAAAAAGUGGCUAAUCUUAAAUUUAAGAAAAUUUGCUUUGUUUUUCCCCAAUUUUAAUUGAAAGCAACCCUGAAACGGUUCUUGGCGAAAGUGACCAGUGAUGGCGGAGUGGAGAAAGUACUAUCCAAACGAAGACGAUGAGGUUGAGGAGGACGAAGAGGAUUCUGGAGGGGAUUACAAACUCAGUGGCCGCGACAGUCUGGUGUUUUUGGUUGAUGCAUCCAAAGAGAUGUUCAUCAAGGGUGAGGAUGGAGAGCCAUCUAAUUUUGACAUGACUAUGCAGUGUGUACGUAGUGUGUACACUAGUAAGAUCAUAAGCAGUGACAAAGACCUGGUCGCUUUGGUGUUCUAUGGGACUGAGCAGAGCAAGAAUCCAAGAAAUUCCUUCAAGCAUGUCUACAUCUACCACGACUUGGAUUCACCUGGAUCUCAACGUGUACUGGAUAUUGAUAAACUGCUGGGUGAGAAAGGAGCUCAAUUCGCUGAAAAGACCAUGGGCAGUGGCGAAACGUCCCUCGGAGAUGCUCUGUGGUGCUGCUCCAACCUUUACAGUGACAUCAAGUUGCGACUGUCACACAAGCGCCUGAUGAUCUUCACUUGCAGGGAUGACCCUCACGGAGGAGACGGUGCUAAAGACAGACAGGCUCGUACAAAGGCUGCUGACCUUAAAGAGACAGGUGUGGUCAUAGACUUGAUGCACCUUACAAAGCCAGGAGGUUUUGAUGUUUCCCUGUUCUUCUGUGACAUUGUAAGCCCUCCUGAAGAUGAAAGCGAGCUUGGCCUCCAGAUUGAGCCCUGCAGGAAACUCGAGGACUUGCAGAAGAGGGUCAGAGCUAAAGAGUUAAAGAAAAGAUCUCAAAGCAGGUUAACAUUCUCUCUCGGAGAAGGUGUCAAUCUGGCAGUUGGUGUGUAUGUGUUGGCCAGGACUGCCACCAAACCUUCUGCUGUCAAGCUUCACAGAGAUACUAACGAACCAGUGCGCACUAAAACCCGUUACUUCCAUGCCCAUAAUGGGGGGAUACUUUUGCCAAAUGAUAUGAAGAGGGCACAGGUUUAUGGGAAGAAACAGAUUGUGAUGGAAAAGGAUGAGGUGGAUGAGAUUAAGAAAUUUGAUGAUCCAGGUUUGGUUCUGAUGGGGUUUAAGCCCAUGGACCGUCUCAAACUGCACCAUCAUAUACGGCCCGUGCUCUUCAUAUACCCUGAGGAAGAGCAGAUAUCAGGAAGCUCCUGUAUGUUUACAGCUCUGCUUUUGAAGUGCAGUGAAAAAAAUUUAUUUGCAUUGUGCAGAUACAUUCCUCGUUGUAACACUCCACCUCGGUUUGUGGCACUAGUUCCACAGAGAGAAGAACUGGAUCAGGGUCAAACUCAGGCGACACCUCCAGGCUUCCAUGUGAUAUUUCUUCCCUUUGCUGAUGACAUACGCACUGUGGAUGCUCACGUGGGCCCCACAGCCUCUGAUGAGCAGGUGGACAAGAUGAAAGAGAUUGUGCACAAGCUCCGCUUUAAAUACAAGAGUGAUGCAUUUGAAAACCCAGUGCUACAACAGCACUACAGGAACCUGGAGGCUUUGGCUCUGAAUAUGCUUGAACCCGAGCCCAUUGAGGAUUUAACCAUGCCCAAGGUACAAAUGAUGGAUGCUCGUCUUGGUCCACUGGCUCAAGAGUUCAAAGAUUUAGUCUAUCCUCCUGAUUAUAACCCAGAAGGGAAGCCUGCGGCUAAACGCAAAACUGUCCCAUUCGUUUACCAGAGUACUCCAUGUUCUGGUAAGGGGAGGGGGGUCGGGGGGUUUCAGGAGCUAGGCUGUAUGCCAUGGAAGGUCAGCAAGCAGAAAGGAGAAGCCAUCGGUGGACGCGGGUCCGAGCUAGAGGAUAGGCCGAAUGCUGGAACGCCCCCCACCUCGUCACAACCUCCCACCAUUUAUCAUGAAAAGCAGCAUCGGGAGCUGUGCGCUCUGCACGCCCUAAACAAUGUCUUCCAGGACGGCGCGGCCUUCAGCCGUGAUGCACUUCAGGACAUCUACCAGAGGCUCUCCCCUAGCACUUUGGUAACACCCCACAAGAAAAACAUGCUGGGAAAUGGCAACUAUGAUGUGAACGUCAUCAUGGCUGCAUUGCAGACACGUGGGUUUGAGGCUGUUUGGUGGGACAAGAGAAGGGAUGUCGGCAGCAUUGCACUGCCGAACGUCACUGGAUUCAUCUUGAAUGUGCCAUCCAAUCUGCGCUGGGGGCCGUUGCGACUGCCCCUCAAGCGCCAACACUGGAUUGGAGUUCGAGAAGUGGGAGGAGUCUACUAUAACUUGGACUCCAAACUGCGCAGUCCUCAUGCUAUCGGAACAGCUGAUGAACUGAGGAAGUUUUUGCGUCACCAGCUUCGAGGGAAGAACUGUGAACUCCUAUUGGUUGUGCCAGAGGAGGUGGAAGUCCACCAGACGUGGAGGUCUGAUAACUGAUGAAUGUUUUGGAUCGUUUUUUUGUUGUUGUUUUUUUGUUUGUUUUGGAGGUUUCUCAAAUUCAUGCUCAGGAGGGAAAUAUGAGGUUCAAUCAGGG
Sinocyclocheilus anshuiensis is the source of this 2714-nucleotide messenger RNA. RefSeq names its product X-ray repair cross-complementing protein 6-like. Lineage: Eukaryota; Metazoa; Chordata; Actinopteri; Cypriniformes; Cyprinidae. Gene Ontology annotation, cellular component: Ku70:Ku80 complex; nucleus. Gene Ontology annotation, biological process: double-strand break repair via nonhomologous end joining; telomere maintenance; protein deubiquitination. The transcript is spliced from 16 exons. Bases 269 to 2617 code for a protein of 782 amino acids. Gene Ontology annotation, molecular function: double-stranded DNA binding; cysteine-type deubiquitinase activity; DNA helicase activity. The record is from RefSeq and is a predicted model, not a curated record.